AUGGAUCCAGAGGAGCAGGAGCUGUUGAAUGAUUACAGAUACAGAAAUUAUGCUUCCGUGAUUGAAAAGGCGUUAAGAAAUUUCGAGUCCUCGAGUGAAUGGGCGGAUCUUAUAUCUUCCUUGGGCAAGCUCAACAAGGCUCUGCAGAGUAACCUGAGAUACUCCCUGUUGCCCAGGCGGCUCGUCAUCAGCAAGAGAUUAGCCCAGUGCCUGCAUCCCGCCUUGCCCAGUGGCGUGCACUUAAAAGCCCUAGAAACCUAUGAGAUCAUCUUUAAGAUCGUGGGGACCAAAUGGCUGGCCAAGGAUUUGUUCCUGUACAGCUGCGGGCUGUUCCCGCUUCUGGCGCACGCAGCCAUGUCGGUGAGACCCGUGCUGCUCGGCCUGUAUGAGAAGUACUUCCUCCCGCUGCAGAAGCUGCUGCUGCCGAGCCUCCAGGCCUUCGUCGUCGGCCUGCUGCCCGGCCUGGAGGAGGGCUCGGAGAUCUGUGACAGGACGGACGCGCUGCUGCUGAGGCUGUCCUUGGUGGUCGGCAGGGAGGUCUUCUACGCCGCCCUCUGGGGGAGUGUCCUGGCCAGCCCGUCCAUCCGCCUGCCCGCCUCGCUCUUCGUGGUGGGCCACAUCAACCGGGGCGCGCCCGGCCGGGAGCAGAAGUACAUGCUGGGGACUGACCACCAGCUCACGAUCAAGUCCUUAUGUGCAUCCCUGUUGGACUCAAACGUGCUGGUGCAAAGAAAUAACCUGGAGAUUGUCCUGUUCUUCUUCCCCUUUUAUACCUGUCUGGAUUCCAGCGAGAGAGCCAUCCCCCUGCUCAGAUCUGACAUCGUGCGCGUCCUCUCAGCUGCCACUCAGACCCUCCUGAGACGGGAUAUGUCUCUGAACAGAAGGCUUUACGCCUGGUUACUUGGUUCUGAUAUUAAAGGAAAUACCAUCGUGCCCGAAUCUGAAGUCUCAAAUGCUUAUGAAGACCAGUCCGUGUAUUUUUUUGAGAAAUACUCCAAGGAUCUUUUAGUGGAGGGUCUGGCUGAGAUCCUGCACCAGAAGUUCGCGGACACCGACGUAGAGGAGCGCCACCACGGGUACCUGAAGCCUUUCCGCAUCCUCGUCAGUCUGCUUGACAAGCCGGAAAUAGGGCCUCAAGUUGUUGAGAAUUUGUUUCUUGAAGUCAUCCGAGCGUUUUAUUCUUACUGCAGAGAUGCUCUUGGCUCUGAUCUUAAACUUAGCUACACUCAGAGUGGAAAUUCGGUGAUAAGUGCAAUAAAGGAAAACAGGAACGCCUCUGAGAUCGUUAAAACAGUGAAUUUGCUGAUCACAUCCCUGAGCUCAGACUUCCUCUGGGAUUACAUGACAAGGUGUUUCCAGGACUGUUUCAGAACCACGAAGCGGAAUCCCAAUGUUGGGAGAAGCAUCGGCCCUCCCCCGACGGUCUCAGAGCUCUGCACCCUCCUCAUGUUCCUUCUGGACGUGAUUCCCCUGGAACUUUACUCAGAGGUGCAAACCCAGUACCUCCCACAGGUGCUUGGCUGCCUGCUGCAGCCUCUGGCUGAGGAGAUGGAGAUGCUGAGCUUGUCCGAGCUCACACACGCCCUGAGGACCUGUUUCAAAGUGCUCAGCAAGGUCCAAAUGCCGCCUUCCUACCUGGACACAGAGCCCACGAGUGGGAGCUUGAGUCCAGUCAGAGGUGAAAACACCGAAGUGAUUGCCAACACAGAUGCAGUGCCCCUGGGCGACGAAGACGCACCGUUUCCCCCGCUGAAAUCAGAAGACAGCGGCAUCGGGCUGAGCGCCUCGUCGCCCGAGCUCUCGGAGCACUUGCGGGUGCCCCGGGUUUCCCCGGACAAAGAUGACGUCUGGAAGAAGGGUGGGAGCAUGCAGAAGACGUUCCUUUGCAUCCAGGAGCUGAUCGCCACCUUCGCGCACAAGAACAUUUUCGGGGCGCAGCUGACGGCGUCCGGGGAAGAGGCCAAGUCAGCGGAGGAGCCUGCGGGCCGGCCCCUGGGCGGCGUGCCCCAGUUCAAGCAGAUGCUCUCUGACCUCUUCACUGCCCGAGGGUCCCCCUUCAAGGCCAGGAGUGUGGAGCUGCCCUCACCCCCGCCCCACAGCCCUGGCCGCAAGAAGGACGAGGGGUGGGCCGUGGACCAGGUGGUCCUUGACCUGGGGGGCUCCCGGGAGGGCGUCCGGGAGGCCUUCGCGGCCGCCUGCCACCUGCUGCUGGAGUGCGCCACCUUCCCCGUGUACCUGUCCGAGGAGGAGACGGAGCGGCUCUGUGAGGUCCUCUUCCAGCCUCCGGCAGCGGGCGAUUCCGGUUUUCCACCUUGGCUGAAGUCCCUGAUGACCAUCUGCUGCUGUGUAACUGACUGCUACCUCCAGAACGUGGCCAUCUCCACCCUGCUCGAAGUGAUCAACCACUCCCAGUCCCUCGCCCUCGUCAUCGAAGACAAGAUGAAACGCUAUAAAAGCUCCGGAUACAACCCAUUUUUCGGCAAGCUGCAGAUGGUGACGGUUCCUCCCAUAGCUCCAGGAAUACUGAAAGUCAUUGCAGAGAAAACAGACUUCUAUCAGAGGGUAGCUCGUGUGCUUUGGAAUCAGCUGAACAAGGAGACCCGGGAGCAUCACGUCACGUGCGUGGAGUUGUUCUACCGGCUGCACUGCCUGGCCCCCACGGCCAACGUCUGCGAGGACAUCAUCUGCCAUGCCCUCCUGAACCCCGACAAGGGAACCAGGUUGGAAGCUCUGUUUCGAUUUUCUGUCAUCUGGCACCUGACCAGAGAGAUCCAGGGCAGCAGAGUGACGUCUCACAAUCGCUCCUUUGACAGGUCCCUGUUCGUGGUGCUGGACAGCCUGGGCAGCUCGGACGGGGCCAUCGGGGCCACCGCCCAGGGCUGGCUGGUGCGGGCGCUCUCCCUGGGUGACGCGGCCCGCAUCCUGGAGCCCGUGCUCCUGCUCCUGCUGCAGCCAAAGACCCAGCGGACCGCCAUCCACUGCCUCACGCGGGAGAACUCAGCGGAAGACUGGCACCGCUGGCUCAACAGAAAGCAAGCCUCGUUCGCGGAGGCCUGGGACGCACCCGAGCUGCCGGAGGGCGGCUGUGAAGACGGCGCGCCCCUGAGCCAGCUCACCACGGUGGACCGCGAGGCCAUCUGGGCCGAGGUGGAGACGGAGCCCGAGGCGCGCCCAGCGAGCGGCGAGCCCCACGAGCACGACCGCCCCCCGCGCCUCGAGGACCUGCCGGACGGGCUGGCCCGCACUGCGGCCGAGGACGGCAGCGAGCGCACCGAGUCGGCGGACACGACCUCCGGCGCCACGGACAGCAGCGAGAACACGUCCUCCGUCUCCUCGCCGGCGCACGACCCGCAGGAGCUGAGCGGCGGCGAGCAGUGCUGCGCGCCCCUGGCCGCAGCCUCCCGGGCCCCCGGCCCGCAGGUGGGCAGCCCCACGUGCCUGGCGCGCGCGGACUCAGACCGGACCCAGGCCUCGGAGUCGCUGCCGUCCAGCGAUGACGAGGCGGCCGCGGAGCUCCAGGCGCUGACGGCGGCCCGGCUGCGGAAGCAGCAGCGCGAGAGGCAGGCGAGGCUGGAGGCCCUGUUCGCGCACAUCCUGCUCUACCUGCAGCCCUACGACGCGCGGCGGGUGCUCUACGCCUUCUCGGUGCUGGAGGCCGUGCUCAAAACCAACCCGCGCGAGUUCGUCGAGGCCGUGUCCAGGACCAGCGUGGACACCAGCGCCACGGCGCACCUCAACCUCAUCUCCAACCUCCUGGCCCGCCACCAGGAGGCGCUGGGGGGCCAGAGCUUCUACGGCAAGCUCCCGAGCCCGCCCUCCAGCGCGUGCCCGCACUCACUGCUCAUAGAGCUCCUCACCUACCUGUGCCUCAGUUUCCUCCGAAGCUACUACCCUUGCUCCAUGAGGGUCUCGCACCGGGACGUCCUGGGCAACCGGGACGUGCAGGUCAAGAGCGUGGAGGUGCUGAUCAGGCUGAUGACGCAGCUGGUGUCGGUGGCCAAGGCGGCCGAGGGCAGGAACGUGGAGUUCAUCCAGGGCCUGCUGCAGAGAUGCCGGGUGCAGGAGUUCGUCCUGCUCUCGCUGUCCGCCUCCAUGUACACGAGCCAGAAGCGCUACGGGCUGGCCACGGGUGCGCCGGGCGGAGCCCUGCCGGAGGAGGGCGUGCUGGAGGAGCACGUCAUCAACCUGGGCCAGGGCCAGGUCUGGAGCGAGCACCCGCUGCAGAUCGAGCUGCUGAAGCUGCUGCAGGUGCUCAUCGUGCUGGAGCACCACCUGGGCCAGGCGCCCGAGGAGGCAGAGCAGCCGCCCGACCUACCCCGGGAGUGGCGGCGGGCCCUGAGCUUCCAGCAGGCCAUCAGCGCCCUGCAGUACGUGCGGCCCCACCCGCUCACCUCGCAGGGGCUGCUGGUGGCCGCCGUGGUCAGGGGCCUGCAGCCGGCCUACGGCUACGGCAUGCACCCGGCCUGGGUCAGCCUGGUCACGCAUUCCCUGCCGUACUUCGGAAGGUCCCUGGGCUGGACGGUUACACCCUUCCUUGUCCAGAUCUGCAAAAACUUGGACGAGCUGGUCAAGCAGUAUGAGAGCGAGUCGGUGAAGCUGUCCAUCAGCAUAACCUCCAAGAGGGAAAACAUCUCCCCGGAUUAUCCACUCACUCUGUUGGAAGGCCUAACAACCAUUAGUCAUUUCUGUCUUUUGGAACAACCCAACCAAAGCAAAAAGACCUCUGCUGUGACCGACCCUACCAAUCUGAAGAAUGCCAAGAAUGCUAUUCUGGAAGAGCUCCCUCGAAUCGUUAACACCAUGGCCCUUCUCUGGAACGUCCUCAGGAAGGAGGAGACUCAGAAGAGACCCGUCGAUCUCCUCGGAGCCACGAAGGGAUCCUCUUCCGUUUACUUUAAAACCACCAAAACCAUACGACAAAAAAUUUUAGACUUCUUGAACCCGUUGACAGCGCCUCUUGGAGUUCAGCUGAUGGCAGCUGUUGCAGCCGUGUGGAGCAGGAAGAAGGGGAAACGCCACAGUAAAACGAAGAUUGUUCCGGCGGCCAGCACGUCCCAGCUGACCCUCGUGGAUCUGAUCUGUGCGCUGAGCACCCUGCAGACGGACUCCGUGCUGCACCUGGUGAAGGAGGUGGUGAAGCACCCGCCGCAGGUCCGCAGGGACGAGAAAUCGCCCCUGGUGGAUGUCCCCGUGUUGCAGUUUUGCUACGCAUUCAUCCAAAGGCUCCCAGCAACAGCCUUGCAAGAGAACUUCCCUUCGCUGUUGGGUGUGUUGAAGGAGUCUGUGCAGUUGAAUCUGGCUCCCCCCGGUUACUUUCUGCUUCUCAGCAUGCUGAAUGACUUUGUGACAAGAACUCCAAACCUGGAGAGCAAGAAGGACCAAAAAGACCUGCAGGAAGUCACUCAAAAAAUUCUGGAUGCUGUUGGGAACAUUGCUGGGUCUUCCUUGGAACAAACCAGCUGGCUGAGCAGGAACUUGGAAGUGAAGGCCCAGCCUCAGAUCUCUCUAGAAGAAUCUGAUGCUGAGGAAGACUUGCAUGACGCUGCCGCUGCCGCUUCAGCAAUGGUCUCUGCCUCUGCGCCCUCGGUGUACAGCGUGCAGGCCUUGUCUCUCCUGGCAGAGGUCCUGGCGUCACUCCUGGACAUGGUUUACCGAAGCGACGAGAAGGAGAAAGCGGUGCCCUUGAUCUCACGUUUGCUGUACUAUGUCUUUCCUUACCUACGCAAUCACAGCGCCUACAAUGCCCCCAGCUUCCGGGCGGGCGCCCAGCUGCUGAGUUCUCUGAGCGGGUAUGCCUAUACCAAGCGAGCCUGGAAGAAAGAAGCCCUGGAGUUAUUCUUGGACCCAGCCUUCUUCCAGAUGGACACGUCUUGUGUGCAUUGGAAGUCCAUUAUUGACCAUCUUCUGACUCAUGAGAAAACAAUGUUUAAAGAUCUAAUGAACAUGCAGAGCAGUUCUUUAAAACUGUUCUCCAGUUUUGAGCAGAAAGCCAUGCUGCUAAAGCGCCAGGCUUUUGCUCUCUUCAGUGGAGAACCUGAUCAGUACCACCUUUACCUUCCUCUGAUCCAAGAACGCCUGACAGACAAUCUCAGAGUGGGACAGACAUCCUCAGUUGCUGCUCAGAUGUUUCUGUUUUUCAGAGUUUUGCUGCUAAGAAUAUCUCCCCAACAUUUGACUUCACUCUGGCCAAUAAUGGUCUCUGAAUUGAUUCAGGCAUUCAUACAGCUUGAAGAAGAGCUGAAAAAGGACAAUGAAUCAUUGAGAAAUAGCAACAAAAUCAACAGAAUGAAAGUUGGAGCCUCUGAUGGAAAUGGGCCAUCGGUGGGGGAGAUACCCCAGAGCGAGCUGGUCCUCUAUUUAUCAGCUUGCAAGUUCCUGGACACGGCACUUUCUUUUCCACCUGACAAGAUGCCGUUAUUUCAAAUUUACAGGUGGGCAUUUGUUCCCGAAGUGGACACAGAAAGCCCUGCCUUCUCCUCAGAUUUAGAGGAGGAUCACCAAGAAUGCAAGCCCCACACUGUCAGGAUUCUUGAACUCCUAAAAUUAAAAUAUGGGGAAAUCGGCAGCUCAGAUGAGAUCGCCAUGAAGAGUGAGUUCCCUCUGCUGCGCCAGCAUUCUCUUUCCAGCGUUAGGCAACUGAUGCCCUUCUUCGGGACUCUAAACUCUGCUUUUAAAACCCAGAGUCGACUGCCCGCCGACACCCAAGGCCCUCCUCCGCUCGCGGAGUUUCCUGUCGCAGAUAACCCAAGGGUCUUGAAACAACUGGAAGAAUGUGUUGAACAUGACUUUUUGGAACAUCUGGAAUGUUAA
Molecule: messenger RNA, 6810 nt
Organism: Rangifer tarandus platyrhynchus (Svalbard reindeer)
Lineage: Eukaryota; Metazoa; Chordata; Mammalia; Artiodactyla; Cervidae
Source: the annotation of a GenBank genome assembly